Macroventuria anomochaeta is the source of this 4965-nucleotide messenger RNA. RefSeq names its product HEAT repeat protein-like protein. NCBI's taxonomy places the organism in Eukaryota, Fungi, Ascomycota, Dothideomycetes, Pleosporales, Didymellaceae. The transcript has 8 exons. The coding region runs from base 1 to 4965 and encodes 1654 amino acids. Gene Ontology annotation, biological process: tRNA methylation. The record is from RefSeq and is a predicted model, not a curated record. Gene Ontology annotation, cellular component: cytosol.
AUGGCAGAGGCCGAGGAGAGACAGAGAGUGCCAACUCCGGAGAAGGUUCUGCGAGACUUGGCUAAAAAUGCGUCCAAAGCCAUCCCUCGAUUUGAAGAGAAGGAGCCAAUCACCGGCCUUCGCGACCUGGUUGACCCGCUCCUAGAGACUGCUGAUCUGCCUGACCUAAACCCUGGUCACAGAGCCGCAGCAUCGAAUGCACUAUGCUCAAUCAUUGAAUCCUGCCAAGCAUCGAAAACUGAGUAUGCGCGCGACGCUAUCCUGGAUGACUCGAUAUGGCUUCGACUGUUUAACAUCUACCUGCAAAGAUCAGACGAUGCCAAGGGCAAGUCCAUGAGACAAAUGCUCUUGCUUCUCACCAGCGUCAUAACUAAGAACCAAAGCACAAGAGCGUCCGAGCUCCGACUCCAAGCUGCAGCAACCUUCAUGGACAUUACCUGUGUCCGACAAGACCGUAUGAAGGUCAAACCGGCCGUGCAAGGUCUUGCACACUUCUUACUCCGGGAUGUAGUGUCAAUUGCACAGCUGCUCGAGAUCUACGGUGCUCAAUCAACCUUCACUGGACAAUCAGGAACACCAUCUCCGCAAAUAUUGCUCAAAGCUUUCCUCACAUGGGUGGUCCACCAUGACACUUCACUCUCGGCGGGUCAUUUGGUCAAGAACUUCCUUAUCCAGGCGCGCCGGCUGCCCGAAUAUACUGCUCAAGGUGACAACACAACCAUCUCACCGAUAUGGAUAGAGCCGGUCGUUGAUAUGCUUCAUCAAUGGCCGGACCGACUACGCGAGUUCAAGGCCAACGUUUUCCCUCACUGCUUCUUACCAAACAUUGACGAAUACCUUCGCUUGCUCUCGUAUCUACGUUUCGACGUGCACGUGCAGGCAAGAGGCGACAUACCUCAAGCUCUGCGUACGUACGAAUCGCAGAACAACGGCUUGGAUAGGUCGGAAGAAUUCAAAAUUCUGUUGGCCGCUCUUGAGACGGGAAAGGAGCUGACCAUCGUUCGCGACAUCGACUACCGUUUAUGCGAUCGCAUUGAGAUCCAAGGCAACUACUUGCAUCUGCCCGAUGACAUCUUUGGCGCAUGGAUGUCACACUCCGAGCCUGAGGUCAGACUCGCCGGAAUGUUUCUUUCAAUACACUCUACCGCUAUCACAAAGCCUAUGACCGGUGGCAUCUUCAAGUCCCUGAAGCGCAAUCUUGUUCAUCUUCACACAGACACAGAUGCUUACUUCCGAAGGGAGGUUCAUGGCUACACACAGAAGCUCUUCGACCGCCUUCGAGCGAGUACAGCUACGCUAUCGAAAAGCCUGAUCAAAGGCCGCACCUCGGAACAGGGACGGUUACCCUUACCGAAGGAGUGCUUCCAGCAGCAGAGCCCAAGUGCCAGGACAUUAACGGAAGACCCACUGACGGAGUCUCUGGUAUUCAUCGUAUGGUACACAAGGUUCCUUGAGUGGGAGCUGCGUUCAACCGGUACCUAUCAGCGUCGCAUCACUGCUUUGCGAUCUUUGAUCAUCAUUCUCAAAUCCGGUGUCGAUGCGGGAGUUCCACACGCACAGCUUUCUAAAUCCGCGCAGGGAGAGCUGAACUGGGCACACAGCCUGCAGAUCUCGAAAACCCGUCUUAUGCGUUUGCUGCUAGACCUGGUAUUGGAUCCAUUCGACGACAUCAGGGAAGCUUCCAUUUCAGUCCUACAGCUUUGUCUCGCAGCGCUACCCGAUGUCGAAAGGAGUGCGGUACUAUCAACGCUCCCUCGCUUCAUUGCCCGCGCAGAGGGUAUGAUGGUCCGCACAGGGCGCGCCGACCAGGCGGAUGGUGUUGCUCGAGCAUAUUCGCUUCUCUUCACUGUGGCCAACGCCAACGUUACAGAAACAUUGGAACUGCCGUCUUCGAAAUCUGAGGUUUUUAAUGGUCUGAGAAGGCAGUUGACAGAAACACUCCAAGUGGCUCAUGCAAAUCUAUCACAGGCUGUCAAUGGUCGCCCAGUGCAUGGUAUCUAUGCUGCACUGACAUACAUCGUAGACCAAGAUACGUUCUAUUCCACCAUCGCAAAAGAGGAGAUUGAAGUUCAUCGUACAUGGGUGGAAGCCCACAAUGAGUUGAUUGAAAGCUUCGAAACACUCUGGUCUAUUGUCUACAAUGUCCUUUGUGCAGAUGCUCCGGAAGGCAACGUCCCAGAUGAGGUAGACGAAGCAGCAAACCUUGACACAAGAGAAGUCUUGAGCUACUCAUGGCGAGGCCUCAAAGAAGCCAGCGUCCUGAUACGGACCAUCAUCACUAAAGCCUCGAUUGGCAAUGAUGAUCAGAGCAUACUUACACCAGCUGUGUUCGAAAGACUCGGCCGGCUUUGCUUCACACAGCUUCUGGAGCUUCGCCAUCGCGGUGCGCACUCAACGGUCGCUCAGACCUUCGCGGCUUUCUGUCGUCGUUGUGCAACCUCGAAGAUUCCAGAACUUCAAGCGUUACCAGAUGCAUGGUAUCAGGAAACGCUUCGGUCUAUGCAAGCCAAGGCUGGAGCUAUUACUCGAAGAUCUGCUGGCAUCCCUACACUGAUGGCCAGCAUCAUCGCAGCCGAGCCAGAAGCGGGAGGCAAGCUGCUAGCUCGUGCGAUGAAUGAUCUCGUCAGCGAAGCAUCUGUGGAGGCGCAACACACCAAUAUCGAAGAGAGUCGCCUGCCGCAGGUGCAUGCUCUCAACUGCAUCAAGGAAAUUUUCACCACUUCCAAACUCAGCGUAGCAUCAGAAGCAUACAUCGCACAAGGUCUUGAGCUUGCAGCAAAGACACUGAACUCAAACAUUUGGCCAAUUCGAAAUUGCAGCCUGAUGCUUUUCAAAGCCUUGAUCGAACGACUGCUCGGUAGCAGUGAAGCACAAGACUGGAAAGAGCAGGACCGGGCGAAGACAUCGCGCUUUUCGUACGACAACUACCCUAGCCUGCUGAGCAUACUGUCGGAUCUUCUCGAUCCAAGUGGUCCGUUGAAGCAAACACUCGAAAACAGUUCAGAGAGCAGUAACCCUUUCGAUCUCCACGGUGCUGAAGGUGUCUUCCCAGCACUGCAAAUCCUGCGGCAGGCGCGACCGCCCACAAAUGAACUUGGAUCAAUCCGAGCAUCCGUCGAAAAGCUUCUGGCAAGCCCGCAUUGGCACAUGCGUGAUAUGGCUGCACGAACAGUUGUGUCCCUGCUUCCAUCGUACAUUAUGUACGAUGCGGCAUUCGAGAUGCUUGGAAAGGACUACCGCUCGACCAACACCCGGCAUGGUGUCCUGCUGGCCGUUAAGUACAUGAUGAGGAAACUGAUCAAUGAUCAAAAGAGUCUGGCUUCGCAAAGCAUUGAGGCCUUACUGCUGGAAUUAAUCAACUGCGUCGAUCGACGGUUCACACACAACAUAUGUCCCUUCAUUGACACUGUCUUCUUCGACAUCGUCAGCACGUGCGGCUUGUCCAUACUUCAGCGACAGGAGUCAAAACCUGUACUGGCAUCAUGGACACAACUCACUUCGUUCAUUGAGAUUGGUCCAGAGUAUGAGCUGGGCAUCAGCAGUGAAUCUGAUAGCCCGCUUCGUAUCGAAGCGUUGGCCAGGCUGUUCAUCAUUGACCGUGUCAUCGUUCGUCCUGAGUCCCUGGGCACAAUUGUCGCACAGGAUUACCAGAGCAUCGGUGAUGCUCUUAUGCUUCUGGCGGCUGAGGAUCCGGAUACCUGCUGUGUUGCGCUCGAGACUUUGGAGACGAUCAUCGAAAAGGUCUCCUCCGAUGCACCAAAAAAGCCGGUAUCUCUGCUCAUGGCGCACAUCCACUGUGUGGUCCUAAAUGCCGAGAACCCAGAAGUUAUCUCAAGAGCACAACACGUACUUGCAGAAGCUCUAGCCAAUGGGUCUUCAAGGCGAGCCGAGUUCUUCAGCCUACUCACCUCCUCACAACUCCUCGAAACCCUCUCCAAACUAGAAACACAGUGUCUCUCCGCUCCACCAUCAAACAUGCAGAGCGCCCUACACCUCCUCGGUUUCUUCCUCGAGCAUACCUACUACACGCUCCCUUCAGCGUGUGACACCAUUUUCUCAGCAUUAACCCGCUACAUCCGGCUCCUGCGCAUGACGCUCAUCGACACAAAUCCCUUUGACACGCGUUUCGCCGCCGCACAAUCCAUCUGCGCUUUGUGUUCCCUCUGGACCGCAAGCACACCUACAUCGCGCCACUCGCCGCAUGUCCUCGGUCUCGGGCUAAUUCUGUACGAUAUGCUGCAAGACGACGACGACGAGAUUCGGGACCUCGGUGCACUCGCCACUUCAACCUUCCUCUCCUCCACAACAAAGCAAAAGGGAGAGCCCACGGCGCCGAUAUUGGCAACCCAACACCUGCUUACGCACCUCAUCUCUCUCUUUCCCAAGUCCGGAGCACUGGCUACACACGCCCUGCGCCACCUCUCCUCCACCGCACCCGCAUCGCCCUUGUUCAGCACACCGUUCACGGAGGUAGUAGAGGAAGUGACGAAGCCGCAAACAGCCCUCUUUGCGCAGGAAAAACAAAACCUGUUCAAAGACGACGUACUCGACGCUUUAUCGUGGAGUCGUGUACUCUCCACACCCUCCCUUAUUGCCUCUCUUCCGGCCUCCGUGUUCGAGAGUGCAGCUCUUUGGACGAAUGAUGCUCUUGCAGUUUUGACAGAUAGAUAUGAGGAGGAGACCGAUGGCGCGCUGGGAUGGGCGAGUAAGCCCGAAGUUUUCGCGUGGUUGCUCCGUAUCAUCUGCCUCGCGGACGUGGUCCUGCAGACCAGUGCGAAGGGCAAGACGGGAGUUAAGUUGGGGUUGGCGAAGAUGGUGGGUGCGAUGGAGAAGGCCGAGGGGCACGGGGUGGUGCUGGAGCACGCCGAGAAGGUGUUGGAGGAGGAUGUGAUGAGGAGUUUGGGGGUGGUGAGGGGUGUUGCGGAGAGUGCGCCGGAGUACGCUGUUAGUUGGUUGUCGGGAUAG